Exophiala dermatitidis NIH/UT8656 is the source of this 2243-nucleotide messenger RNA. Its product is annotated as beta-carotene 15,15'-monooxygenase. Lineage: Eukaryota; Fungi; Ascomycota; Eurotiomycetes; Chaetothyriales; Herpotrichiellaceae. Gene Ontology annotation, molecular function: carotenoid dioxygenase activity. The transcript is spliced from 2 exons. Gene Ontology annotation, biological process: carotene catabolic process. Bases 362 to 2092 code for a protein of 576 amino acids. The record is from RefSeq and is a predicted model, not a curated record.
UCUGGAUCGACGAAGCGAAACGGCCUUUUCCUUCUUCUCUUUUCCCCAUUUCGGCAGAUAAACAGAUGCUCAGAUGCCGAAGCACCCAUACAGUACUAUGUACUAUAGUUGCUUCCCACUGGCAUGUGAAUAGGUAGGGAAUACUAGUGGUCAAAGAAUGCAGAUUAUGGUCUAGAAUAAGGUAACGCCUACCGUUUCAAUGCAUGGAUCAAGGAGCAGAAAACCAACAUCACAUCUCGGUCCUCCGGUUGCACUGUGCCUGUACAAACAGAUUAUGUUUUCUGAAGAACUGAAAACCAAUACCCAGUAGCAACCGCACCGCUCCCCAAAACCCCAAGAAUAGAGACAGAAGAGAACCAAGAUGGCACACAUCUACGACCUCGCGGCGCAAAUUGCCCCGGGUCCCAACUACAUCAACGGCAAAAAGUCCUCCGACCAGACCAAAUUUCCGGAGACAGGCGUCUUUUCGGGCUUCAACCUCCCAUCCCGACUUGAAGGCGACAUCAUCGACCUCGAAGUCGACGGACUGAUCCCGCCCGAGAUCAACGGGACAUUCUACCGCGUCCAGCCGGACCACCGGUUCCCGCCCAUAUUCGAAGACGACAUCCACUUCAAUGGCGACGGGAGCGUGACGGCGAUUCGAAUCCAGAACGGCCACGCGGACUUCAAGCAGCGGUACGUGCGGACGGAACGAUACCAGGCCGAAACUGCGGCUCGCAAAGCCCUGUUUGGACGAUACCGCAACCCCUACACGGACAACGAGACCGUGAAGGGAGUCAUUCGCACCGCGGCAAACACCAACAUCACUUUCUGGAGAGGUGUAUUGCUGGCUUCGAAGGAGGAUGGUCCGCCCUUCAUCAUGGACCCAGUGACACUCGAGACUAUUGGACGGUAUGACUUUGAAGGGCAGAUCUUGACGCCUACUUUCACUGCACAUCCGAAAUUCGACCCGGACACGGGCGAGAUGAUCUGCUUCGCUUAUGAGGCGGGCGGAAACGGACAUGAUGGAUCGAACGAUAUUGUGGUAUGGACCAUUGACAGAGCCGGACGCAAAGUCGAGGAAACUUGGUACAAGGCUCCCUUCUGUGGUAUGAUUCAUGAUUGUGGCAUUAGUGAAAAUUACCUUGUUCUCCCUUUGACGCCGAUCAAAUGGACUUCGAUGGAUACGCUGCAAAAAGGUGGUAACCAUUGGGCAUGGGAUCCCAAUGAGGAUCAGUGGUACGGUGUUGUGCCUAGAAGAGGUGCGAAGUCAGAGGACAUUGUUUGGUUUCGAGCAGAUAAUGCUUUUCAUGGCCAUACUGCAGGCUGCUAUGAGAACGACGACGGCCACAUCGUCUUUGACCUAACAGUGGCCGAUGGCAACGUCUUCUUCUUCUUCCCGCCCGUCAACGAGAAAGAAGCGCCUCUCGCCAAACGCAAUCAACUGCAAAGUCCCACUUGUCGCUGGAUAUUCGAUCCCAAGGCCAAGUCGGGCACACGAGUCACUCCAGCAGAGAGGUGGAUGACCAACGGGGAAUUCUCUCGCAUUGAUGAUCGAUACGUGACCAAGAAGUACAACCACUUCUGGCAGGCCAAAGUCGAUCCAACCAAGCCUUACGACUUUGCCAAGUGUGGUUCGCCCGCCGGAGGUCUCUUCAACUGCUUGGGCCAUUAUAGCUGGGAUGACAGGACCGAGGAUGUCUUUUUCACCGGUCCCAAGGCCACCUUCCAGGAACCGACUUUUAUACCAAAGGAAAACGGCAAGGAGGGAGAAGGGUAUAUCAUCGCCCUGCUCAACCAUCUCGACGUGCUCCGUAAUGAUAUCGUCAUCUUUGAUGCACUGCAUGUGGCUAAGGGGCCGUUGGCCGUCAUUCACUUGCCUUUCAAGCUGAGGUUGGGUUUACAUGGCAAUUUCGUCGACCAGAGAGACAUUGCCGAAUGGCAACGAAGGCGGUCGGAAACCGGUGAUGUUGGCCCUGCUCAACCUGCAAGAGAGCCACUACCUUGGCAGGUUCGGCAGCGACAUAUGGAGGCGCAAAAUGGCCUAGUCGGAGAGGUACACGCAUUAAACGGGACCACUCAGGUCAAUGGAGGUUCAGCACAUGGCGAAUGAAGUCGCCAGCGAGCGGCGAGGACAUUGUCCGCAAUGCACAAUGUAUAUUACAGUAGUUGCUUGUUGUUAUGGCAGUUCAGGAGUGUUGUGGAGACAUCAUUUGGCAGUUUUCACAGUCAGCUGUGGCUCAUUGCUAACUAUUUCUUCCGGC